GUUAGUUGUUAUACAGUCAGAUCAAUAUCAAAAGGAUUAAUAAUUUUAACCAUUGACCAACAAAGUGUAAGAGUAGCUUCACAAAAUCUUUUAUGUUUGUAUAAAACCAAGGGACAAUUUGACAGUGUAUAAUUGAAUUAUGGAUUGUACAGUUAUUCCAUGUUGUUUGUACAGAUUCUGUGAAGGACUGAAAACUCUUGGGGUUCUGGACCAAAUACGACGACAUCCAGACAGCUUCAGACCCCUGUUCUGCUAUGAGCCAAACACACUGACUGCUGACCAGGUGGAGGAUCUUUUCAGCAUUCAUCUCUCUCCAGAAGGGAGCAACAAGAGAGCUGCUGAAGAGAUGGUCAUCACUUUCUGGAGGGACUAUCUCCAAGAUGCAGAAGAAGAAGAAGGGCCAUCCAAACUAGAGAAGAUAUUGGCCUUCACAACUGGAGCAUCUGUGGUACCACCUAUCGGCUUUUCCCCAACUCCUUCUGUCCAGUUCAUACACAAAGGAGAUGAUGGCUUCUCUACAUCAAUGUUCCCUCUUGCCAACACAUGUGUUAACUGCAUCAAGUUGCCACUGCAUGUGUCUUACCAACUAUUCAAGGAGAAGUUUGACUUUGCAUUAGGAAACACAUAUGGGUUUGGCAGGGCGUGAACAUGUCAUGCUCUGAAAACCUUUUGUCUGUUUCUCACUUUCUCUGUUCGUCUCUACCUUUCUGCUGGUCUCAGUUGGUUUUAUAAAAACAAUUUAAAAUAAGAAAGAUUAGUUAUUUUCAUUUUUGAAGGCCCUAUGCAAUAUACCUUAUGUAUUUUA
Messenger RNA from Etheostoma cragini (Arkansas darter), 805 nucleotides. RefSeq names its product G2/M phase-specific E3 ubiquitin-protein ligase-like. The coding region runs from base 140 to 646 and encodes 168 amino acids. The transcript is spliced from 2 exons. The record is from RefSeq and is a predicted model, not a curated record. Lineage: Eukaryota; Metazoa; Chordata; Actinopteri; Perciformes; Percidae. Gene Ontology annotation, cellular component: nucleus. Gene Ontology annotation, molecular function: ubiquitin-protein transferase activity.